Paramormyrops kingsleyae is the source of this 2885-nucleotide messenger RNA. NCBI's taxonomy places the organism in Eukaryota, Metazoa, Chordata, Actinopteri, Osteoglossiformes, Mormyridae. The record is from RefSeq and is a predicted model, not a curated record.
UUCACCCCCCUUUGUUCCCCUGUCUUCCGCCAGCCGUCCGCCCUUCUCUCCUGCCGCCCCGGAGGGCUUCCUUCUACACGGUCUAGGGUCAUUUAAGGAGUCUGCCCCCCCCUCCCCGAAAUAAGGGGAAGUUACCGAUCGAGACUGUCCCGCUGAAGUGUGGACGGAUCGGCAGAGAGAGAAGCAGUGGGUUUCAUCCACAUCGCUUUCGUUCAUCUCUUUUGGAUGCUCUUCCAACUGCUGACUGGCUCCCUUGCACAAUGGAAGUCUAUACGAAUUGCUUAACCCCCCAGAGUCAAACAAACUCUGAUAUCUUGGGCAUUCCCAGAGGAUAGCAAUAGCCCCCGCCGGACUCUCCACCCCCCCCCAUCCCUACAGCACGUUAGAAACGUUGCCAAGCGUAUCUGUUUACAUUUAACCUCCUCUUGUAGCAAAGGAGAAGGUUUAAACAUUUUUAUUGAAGUUCACACUGUAUUAAAAUCCACACUGUAAUACCUCAUUUUUUUCUACAUUGUUUCGUAAAUACUAUUUUUGUACAGAUAUUUAUUGCUUGAACCAUCUCACCGUAGGAUUGUAACAUUCUAGUAAGUUAAGCACUAAGCUGUGAGCAAUGGCGUCUGUCACUCCUGUUUUGGCUACCGUGGCUGCCACUAUGAUGCCGUCGAUGAAUCCCCCACUCUCCAACUACCUCUGGCUUCUCAUCUUGGGCUUCGUCAUCGCCUUCAUCCUGGCCUUCUCUGUUGGCGCCAAUGACGUUGCCAACUCCUUCGGCACGGCCGUGGGCUCUGGCGUGGUCACUCUCAGGCAGGCCUGCAUCCUGGCCACCAUCUUCGAGACGCUGGGCUCUGUGCUCCUGGGCGCCAGCGUGAGCGAGACCAUACGGAAGGGCAUCAUCGACGUGAACGUCUACAACGGAUCGGAGCCGUUGAUGAUGGCGGGCUCCGUCAGCGCCAUGUUCGGGUCUGCUGUGUGGCAGCUGCUGGCUUCGUUUUUGAAGCUCCCCAUUUCGGGAACGCAUUGCAUUGUGGGAGCCACCAUUGGAUUUUCCCUGGUGGCGAGGGGCAUGAAUGGAGUCCGCUGGAAUCAGCUGAUCAAGAUCGUGGGUUCCUGGUUCCUCUCUCCAGUUUUGUCUGGCAUCAUGUCUGCUCUGGUCUUCGUACUCGUCCGUAUGCUCAUCCUGCGCAAGAAAGACCCUGUUCCCAGCGGCCUGAGGGCUUUGCCCAUCUUCUAUGCUGUGACCAUUGGAAUCAACCUCUUCUCCAUCUUGUUCUCUGCAAGUAUGUAUCACCUGCGGGGGGGGGGGCCCAGUUUGGGUUUGGGUUUGGAUAAACAGCCAGAGUUACUCAUUCUGUGCCUCCGUCACACACCCACAGGUGAAGUCCAGUCCAGCUCAUCUGAGAGCUCGUUGAUGGUGGAGAAGGACUGCCAGGGGCCGCUCCUGAAGACGGCUCCAGAGCAGAUCCAGGCAUUCGCGCCUGCCCCCCCGGCAGCCCCGUGUAAGGAGUUCAGCGUGACCUUUGACGUCGGCGAGGAGGACGGCGAGGAGCGAGAAGGCACCGCUGUCCCCAUUGACGGCCAGAACCGGGCCCACAUUCAGUUCAGCAACGGCCCGGCUCACAUUCCCAGCGUCGGCUACAGCCAGUACCACACGGUGCACAAGGACUCGGGCCUCUACAAGGACCUGCUGCACAAGCUGCACCUGGCCAAGGUGCGCGACUGCAUGGGGGAGCCGGGGGAGCGGCCCAUGCGGCGCAAUAACAGCUACACGGCCUACACCAUGGCCAUCUGCGGCCUGCACGCCGACUUCCGGCCAGGAGAGGGUGACGGCGCGGCCAGCCAGGACAGGAAGCGCGUGCGGAUGGACAGCUACACCAGCUACUGCAACGCGGUGGCCGAGAGCGGCUCCCCCGAGAUCGCCAGCGUGAGCGCCGAGGUGAGCGAGGAGGCCGUGCAGGUGGGCGAAGGCAGCACCGACGACGGCGCCAGCGGCAGCAGCCAAAGCUCCCUGGAGCGUAGCGGCACGGAGGCCGACAAGCCGGCGGUGUCGCUGCUCUUCCAGUUCCUGCAGAUCCUCACCGCCUGCUUCGGCUCCUUCGCCCAUGGUGGCAAUGAUGUCAGCAAUGCCAUCGGCCCACUGGUGGCACUGUGGCUAGUGUACCAGGACAACUCGGUGGAAUCCACCACCCCCACGCCCAUCUGGCUGCUGCUGUACGGGGGGGUCGGCAUCUGCAUAGGCCUCUGGGUGUGGGGCCGCAGGGUCAUCCAGACCAUGGGCAAAGACCUCACCCCUAUCACCCCCUCCAGCGGGUUCAGCAUCGAGCUGGCCUCCGCCCUCACCGUAGUGGUCGCUUCCAACGUCGGCCUGCCCAUCAGCACCACCCACUGCAAGGUGGGCUCUGUGGUGGCCGUCGGCUGGCUGCGAUCCCGCAGGGCUGUGGACUGGCGCCUCUUCCGCAACAUCUUCAUGGCCUGGUUUGUGACCGUCCCCAUCUCGGGCCUCAUCAGCGCUGCCAUCAUGGCCCUCUUCUGCUACGUCAUCCUGUGAGCAAGGGGGUGGAAGCACAGCCCGGCCCGGCCGUCUUUGACGUCCUGCGUUCCUGGCUGUGGUGCAGCAUCCGUGUGGCUCGAGCGAUUUCUGGCUCAGUCCUGCUGGGUGUCUCAUGUAAAUAGUAAAACCAAUGUUUUUGUUUUUUUUUUAACAUUUAUAUAAUUUUUACAUGUUUUAAUGCAGUAUUAAAUAUCUUACUCUUUGAACUUGCUAACGGCUAUGGUGUGUGGUAUUUUCAGGUGCUGGUGAGUUUUGUACCUGUGUAAAUGGCGUUCAGAUGUACGUUUGUUUUGUUUGCAACUGUAGCAUUAAACCGCGGGUUUUCCGCCGUACUCCA